AUGACCCACGGCGCCGUCAAGGGGGCUGCGGGGGAGGGAGCCGGGCCGGGCCGGGAGCGGGAGCCGGAGCGGGCGCGGGAGCGGGAGCGGGGCGGACGCGGCCCCGGGGAUCCCGGCGCGCAGGGCCGGCAGCGGAGGCUCGGCUCUAACGGCUCGUCCGGUCCUUCCGCCCGGCCCGGGCCGCCGCCGCCCCCGGACCCCCCGCUCCCCGGCCCGGCCCGCGGCCCCCCGCGCCGGGAGCCAAUCACGGGAGCGGACGCCGGGCCGGCGCGCGGGCGGGAGCGGGAGGAGCGGGAGGAGGCGGUGGGGGCGGGGGCGCCGGGGCCGCAGCGCGGGGGCGAAGGGGCCGGGGGUCCCGAGGCGCCCACGUCGCACCCUGCGGCCCCCGCGCCUCCCGGGCCCGUGUCUCCGUCCGCGCUGCCCCCGCCUCCCGGGCCCGCGGCCGCCCUCCCUGCCCUGCCCCGCCCCGGCGGGCCGCUCCCUGCAGACUCUUCUCUUCCGGCUGCCCCGCACCUUCUCCUACCCCGAGGCGGCCCGUCGCCCUCCAUGUCCCCGCGGGCGGCCGGGUCCCUCCGCGUGCUGUCGCCGGCGCACGUGCGGUCGCUCCCGGGUCCGGGCGGCGGCGGCGGCCACGGGCGCGAGCACGUUCCGGCCGCGGGGCGCCUCCUCCCGGGAGCCCGCCCGCGGGGGCACGUGGCUGGGGGCUCCCCGCCCCGGGGCCGAGCCCACAUUGCUGAGCACGUUGAAAGGGAGCUGGAAGCCACUAGUGACCUCCAGUGCCAAUGA
Erinaceus europaeus (western European hedgehog) is the source of this 786-nucleotide messenger RNA. RefSeq names its product basic proline-rich protein-like. The record is from RefSeq and is a predicted model, not a curated record. The transcript has 3 exons. Lineage: Eukaryota; Metazoa; Chordata; Mammalia; Eulipotyphla; Erinaceidae. Bases 1 to 786 code for a protein of 261 amino acids.